Parascedosporium putredinis is the source of this 885-nucleotide messenger RNA. The record is from the annotation of a GenBank genome assembly. Lineage: Eukaryota; Fungi; Ascomycota; Sordariomycetes; Microascales; Microascaceae.
AUGGCCGCCGAACAAAGGAAGCUGCUUGAGCAGCUUAUGGGUGGCUCCUCUUCUUCACGCGCCGCCCAGCUCUCCCUCAAUGAUCCGAAAGUCUGCCGCUCAUAUCUCGUCGGUACAUGCCCGCACGACCUCUUCACAAACACCAAACAAGACAUUGGUCCCUGCCCUAGGGUUCAUAAUGAAAACCUAAAGUCCGAGUACGAGGGCCUUCCGGAGAAGGAGAAGCAAAAGUACGGAUUCGAGUACGACUACAUGCGAGACCUCCAAAAGUAUAUCGACGCGUGCAAUCAGAGGAUAGACGCCGCCCAGCAACAUCUAAAGAAGACCCCAGAUGAAAUUAGGCAAACCAACCUUCUGUUAAAAACCAUCUCCGAGCUCACCUCGACCAUUAACAAUGGCCUCCUCGAAGUUGAAAUUCUCGGCGAGAUGGGUGAGGUGAACAAGGCCAUUGAUGAGAUGUACCGUGUGCACCAGGCCCGCCAGUCCAAGGUUGAACGCGAGCGCGAGCUCAAGGAGCUGUCAGACACAUCCGGCCCGUCAGGUCAUCAGAAACUUCAGGUGUGCGACGUCUGCGGUGCCUAUCUCAGCCGACUCGAUAACGACAGACGCCUAGCGGACCACUUCUAUGGGAAGAUGCAUCUAGGGUAUGCGCAAAUGAGGAGGACAUAUGACGCCUUCCCCAAGGAGAUGAGGGGCAGGAUUAGGCCCCUAUGGACAUGGAUGGUCCUGGCUCCGGUUCCUCGUCCGGGCCGCGCGGACCGAGGGGCGGCGGGUAUCGUGGAAGAGGAAGGGGCUAUCGCGGCGGCUGGUAAAGGAGCACCGAGCGUGCUGAAAUCAAGAGCAACGAGAACGGUGCAUGGCGCAAUUUCAAAUGGUUUACGGUAG